This is a messenger RNA of Podarcis lilfordi (Lilford's wall lizard), 30386 nucleotides long. The record is from the annotation of a GenBank genome assembly. NCBI's taxonomy places the organism in Eukaryota, Metazoa, Chordata, Lepidosauria, Squamata, Lacertidae.
GAUCAAUUCCUCCGUUUGCUCUAGCAGAGAAGUCUGUUUCUUAUUAAACUCAGGCUUGGUUGAGUAACGAGUUCAAAACUUCUCUUGGACUGUCUCGACUUGCAGGGUCGAGCUCUUGCCAUCACACGAUCAAGACUGUCCUCAGCUGCCGCCACAAGAAAAUAAAGAAUAUUCCAUCACUGGAACUCACUGGCUUAUCAGCUGGACGAAACACCUGGCUUAGCUUUUGUGACUUCCCCUGUAACACAACAAGCAUGGACAAAUUUGCAGAGCUGAAGGUAAGACAUCCGUAGCACUGAGAGCCCUGAGCUCUCUCUGGAAGAGCUGAAACAUUUCCUCGCCUUCCAAUUUCCCUCUAACAACUAUUAUUUCUUAGGAGAUCUAUAGAAUACUUUGUUUCAAGCUGGUGUGGGAAUCCCUUUAAAUCUUAUUUGGAAUCCUGGCUGCAAACGUUUUCAGCAUGCAGAAUGGAAACCAGAUGUUUUCAUGUGCUUUUAAAUCCAGAUGUGUGCAGGGGAAGUAUGGUGCCUCCAGAUCGUUCUGCUGUUUGGCUUGGACAGAGGAGCCAACUAUUUUAAUAACCUGUUUGUUUAAUUGCAAGUUUUCAAAUGUCCCUUCCAUUUUUGCUGAUCUGAAAAGUUUUAAACGUCAGUCAUUCUAUUUAACUGAAUCAUUUUCUCCCCAUAUUUUGAUUUUGGCUGUCUAAAUUUGGGUUGCAAGUUGGUUUUUCUCUUAACUGCAGAUCCCAACUUCCCUCAGUUUCACAAGCCAGACUGUCUUUUCUUUCCCAGCUGAAUAUUUGACAUCCCUUCCCCCCAGCACACGUCCUCUUGGUAUUUGGGGGGUGUUCCUCUUCCAGCCAAUCGUACUGAUACCGUCUUGCUUUUGCAUAACUCUCAGUUAACUCUAAAGUCUCUAGACUGAACAAGAACUUUCCAGAUGUGUUGGAAGAUUUUUAAAUUUUUAUUUGCACCAUGAAAAUAGCUCUAGCAGAAAUCUGCUGCCUGCUUUGCCGCCUGACUAGGAUACAGUAUACCUUUAAAGCACAUUCAAAGCAUAUAUUCCCCCUCAAAGAAUUCUGGACACUGUAGUUUAAGGCUUGCCGGGAAGAAUUGUAACACUGUGAAAUCUUCCUUGAAAAAGCUCAACAAUAUGGCAAUCCUAUCACAAUUCCAAGACUGUCCCUGGAAAAUCAGAACCCUUGGAGGGUAUGCAAAUAUUCCAGAGAAGGGGACGCAGGUGGCACUGUGGUCUAAACCACUGAGCCUCUUGGGCUUGCUGAUCAGAAGGUCAGCAGUUCGAAUCCCUGCAAUGGACUGAUCUCCGGUUGCUCUUUCCCAGCUUCUGCCAACCUAGCCACUCGAAAACAUGCCAGUGCAAGUAGAUAAAUAGGUACUGCUUCAGUGGGAAGGUAAAUGGCGUUUCCAUGCGCUCUGGUUUCCGUCGUGGUGUCCUGUUGCUCCAGAAGCUGGUCAUGCUGGCCACAUGACCUUGAAAGCUGUCUGUGGACAAACUCCAGUUCCCACGGCCUGAAAGUGAGAUGAGCGCUGCAACCCCAGAGUCAGCUUUGACUGGACUUAACCAUCCAGGGGUCCCUUACCUUUACCUUUUACCUAUUCCAGAGAAGAUGUGUGCACGUGUUGGACUGAGAGGCAGGGAGGGUGCAUCACAAACAGCCUUUGCAGCUGAAAUAUUUUCCUUUUCACCAAAGGGGGAGAUAUUUGGGGAGUUUCACACCACAUGUUGUUGUUGUUUAGUCGUUUAGUCAUGUCCGACUCUUGGUGACCCCCUGGACCAGAGCACGCCAGGCCCUCCUGUCUUCCACUGCCUCCUGCAGUUUGGUCAAACUCAUGCUGGUAGCUUCGAGAACACUGUCCCACCAUCUCGUCCUCUGAUGUCCCCUUCUCCUUGUGCCCUCCAUCUUUCCCAACAUCAGGGUCUUUUCCAGGGAGUCUUCUCUCCUCAUGAGGUGGCCAAAGUCUUGGAGCCUCAGCUUCAGGAUCUGUCCUUCCAGUGAGCACUCAGGGCUGAUUUCCUUGAGAAUGGAGAGGUUUGAUCUUCUUGGAGUCCACGGGACUCUCAAGAGUCUCCUCCAGCACCAGAAUUCAAAAACAUCAAUUCUUCGGUGAUCAGCCUUCUUUAUGGUCCAGCUCUCACUUCCAUACAUCACUACAGGGAAAACCAUAGCUUUUAUUAUUUGUUGGCAAGGUGAUGUCUCCAGUGUGGGUGGUUCUAGCACUGGUCAGAUGUGUGUCUCUUUUCCAUCCAGAGAUGGACACACGCAAGCCUUUUAUUUUUCUCAACUUUGCAGCCUGCAUUGUAUAUGUAGGCCCACCCUGAAUGCCUCCCACAUUUUGUAAAAGAAUAGCAGGAGUUCUUCAAAGACAGCCGUCACCAGGGUGGCCUUCAGAAAAUGCAUUAUGCACAGUGUUUGAGAAGCAACCUUAAUCAUAUUCCACUUCAUGAAACCCAACUUCAAAAGUAUAUGUCCAUGCCUGCUGUCUAAUCUCUUCAAUGAAAGGUCAUGGUUUGUAGGCCAGAACUGAGCUUCCAAUGAGAGCACUCAACUUUAUAUUCAGCUCAUUCAAAUAAAUGAACAUCGUUUAAUUUUUUAUGCUCUGGUGGACUUUCAUCUCCCAGUUUUGUUUGAAAAAUGCCAAACCAAAGAUAAAAUGUUGCCAGAUGAAUUUUUAAAUAUAUUUGCAUUAAGCACUGUACGAAUAUUACAUGAGUAAGCAAAAUAAAAACUAGAAAGCAUGACAUUUUUUCUUUUGGACAAAUGCGGAAAUGGGUUGCUAAUUCCCAGCUCCUUAUUUGUAUGAAAAUUCAAAACACAGCUCAUCCCAUUCCAUAAUGAUAAUUUUGCUAUUUAUACCCCAUGCACCUUAGUGGGUUGCCCCAACCACUCUGGGCAGCUUCCAACAUAAUUAAACAUUAAACAUUUCUUUUAAAAAAUUCCCUAUACAGGAUUGCCUUCAGACGGCUUGGGGAUCGGAUAACUCCACACACCCCAACAUUUCUCCAGUGAAAAUAGGGACAUCCUAAGGAAAAGCAGGACAUUCUGUGAUCAUAUCAGAAACCAGGACGGCUUCUCUAAAUCAGGGACUGUCCCUGGAAAACAGAGACGCUUGGGGGGUCUGUGCUGGGGGAGGAAGUAGCAUAUCUAUUUAUAGACGCUGGUUUCAUUGUGUGAAACAACUUUUUGUUUUGCAGUACAUGUCAGGAUUUGGUAAUGAGUUUUGCUCUGAAGAUCCGCGCUGCCCUGGAGCCUUGCCAGAAGGACAGGUAUUUGUGACACCUGAAAUGUGAGAGGGAUGCUGUUCACAGCGGGAGCCACGGCCAGCCUCUGGGGUGACUCAGCCGUCCAUGAUAAUUUCCAGUGCUACUUAGAGGCCUACCCCACCCAUUUACUUUGCAAAUAGAUAUUUUUGCGCCCUCAGAGAAAAAGUGGCUGGGAGUGUGUUUAAAGCAGAGAAACUGUCGUUUGAGACAGUUUUUCCAAUCCAUAUUCAUCCCUUCCAUGACUUUUUUUUUUAAGUGUUGGGGUUUCCAUUGAAGGUUUUUAAGCAUGGAUGCUUAACUCUGUUACCAUAAAGCACCAAUGCUGCAGCAAGCAAAGGCUCUAGCAGCUCAGCCAGCUGCUUGUGGCUGGAAAGCCAGACAGGAUGUUUGUGACUGUUGCCAUGGGAACAAAGGGGCAGUCCAUUCUGUACUGAGCACCGGAUGUUAGCUCAGUGUGUGUGUGUCUUAUGACCCGUACUGGAUGUACUUGGGAGGAGUUUCGUCUUGCUGUUGUUGAGUGCAGACAUGAUUCUCUGUACUGAUGUAAGAGGCAGAAAUAAAUGAUGUAACUAGUUUUCUGUCUGCUUCUUUCCCCUCCCUGGGGACACCAAAGGGGAGAGAGGAAGAACGGUGUGUUCCUCUCAUACAUCUGAGAAGAAUCGCCGGACCUCGCCUGCUUAUCAGCAGAGUGGAGACGCGGGGAGGUCGACAGGAAUAUCUGCCGGUGCCUACGCUGUGGCACAUUCCUCUGACCCAGGCAGAAUUCCAACAGUGGUAGCAGAGGAUGGUUGCGAUUCAUCGAACAUCUGCAUGAGAGGCUGGUGGAUUGUCCUCCUCUGCUCCAAGGAGGAAGAGAAAAGCGUCUGAAAGUAGCCAGAGGCUCCACAGACAGCUGGUGGAAAGAAGAGGUGUUUUCCCAAGCAACGGAGCUCAAGGUAUGCUGCAUUUCGGGCUAAAAGUGUGAACGCAGGAAGAUUAAUUCCCUGGUUCACGGAGCUGCGUUUCAAAGAAAACAAGAGCUCCGGGAGAAGAGGCCUGCAGCUUGAAGGCUGAAGCCUGCAUUCCACAAAUUUUUGUGGUAGAUAAGACGUCCUAUUGAAAUGCAUUGUUGCUAGGUAACGGUCCUGGAAAGUUACUGGCAAAGGGGCUGGACUCUGCGUGUAAGCCUGGGAAAGCGAAACAAAACCAGAGAAUGUUUUGGCUACAAGGUUUACGAGCUCUUGGAAGGGACUUUUCAAUAGCAGCCUGUGUUUAGCUGCCAGGUGCAAAGAGCGUAAACAAUUUGCAGUUUGCUGCGUGAGAAAGGAAAAAAAACAACUGUUGGAUAUUACAGUUUGUUUGACAUUGUGAGCUGGAGGCUUGGCUUCAAGAUGGAUGCCAAGAAAGGGGGGAGGUUUGCCUUGCCCACCUCCCUUAACCAAUGACAAUUAUUCAUCUUGGUCUGUAAAGAUGAAGGCCCUGCUGCAGAAUCAGAGGCUUUUUGAUGUAAUUGAAAACCCCAUCCCUGCAGCACCAACCAGAGGUUGGGAGUCACAGAAUGUAAGGGCCAGGACUGCUAUAAUUCUGUGUGUCUCAGAUGAUCAGUUGGUGCAUGUUCAGCAUUUAGAAAAUGCGAAAGAGGUAUGGGACACGCUGCGUACAACGCAUCAGAGAGAUGCUGGUUCUUCAGCGUUGCUGUAUUUUGAGAAAUUGACCAAUCUGAGACUUGCGCCUGAUGGAGAUGUUCAAGCGCACCUGACAGAAAUGAAGUUUCUGCGUCAACAGAUGGUGGAACGCAAUUUUCGUCUUCAGGAGGAAGUGUUUUGCUUCAUGAUGAUAAACAGCCUUAGCCGCACCUACAAGGUUGUUGCCAGUCAGCUUGGUUCCCUACCGGCCGCGCAGCUGACCGCGGAGAGAGUUUGUGCUGUGGUCCUGAAUGAACACGACAGACUUGCUGCACUGGAAGAAAAAGACAGGGGGAGGGAAGAACAGAGUUCUAAUUCCCCACUGCUGAUGCGACUGGAGAGCAUGGUGUAGCAUUGAGUGCUGUCCGAUGCUACAAUUGUGGACAGACUGGGCAUCUACAGCGAAACUGUAAGAAGCCGCGCCAGUCAAGAGGAGCAAAGAGCAGCUCUACGAAGCCUCAGGCGUCAGGCAAAAGCCGUACCAAGUGCCAGGUGAAACCUGCAAAGGCUAUGAUGGCGAAAGGAACCACGCCAGAUGUUGGGAACUCGUUCAUAAUCGACACGGGCUGUACAAAACAUUUGUGCCCGCACAGAGGACUAUUUUCGACGUUGAAGAAGCAAAGCUUCACUGUGAAACAGGCCAACGGUCAGGAGUUGGAAGCAACUGGAAUUGGGACUGUGUAUCUUGAAAGUCUGAACUUGACUAUAAGUGAUGUUUACCUGGUUCCAGAACUGAGAUUUAAUCUGCUGAGCGUGUCGCAGAUUGCAAAGAAAGGACUGAAACUGUCCUAUGAUGCUAAAAGCUGCAAGAUCUACAAAGAUGGAGAACUGUUUCUUACUGCCAAAGAGAAAGAUGGACUGUAUUUGUUGACUUUUGAUCAAAGUGAUUACAUGAAAUGUAAUUCUUCUGUUUCUAACGAAAUCUCUCUUGCAGGGCGACCAUGACCAGUGUGAGCACCAGGAAGGUGACUAAGACCAAGAAGGUCAACAGAGCAUUUCAGCGGGUGUAUGCUGAUGUGAUUGGUCCUCUAGAACCAUCUAGAGGCGGUGCACGAUUUUACCUUGUGUGUGUGGAUUGUUUCACUAAUUAUUCUUGGGUUUAUAUGAUGGAGAAACCGCAAGAAACUUUAGAAAAGUUUCAGGAGUUUUGUGACAAGGUUAAAAGUAUGCAUGAUGCUAACAUUGAUUGUCUUUUCACAGAUGAGAAGCAAAUUUUUCUGUUGCAGAAGUUUCAGAAGUUCCUGGAUGGAAAAGGGAUAGACCACAAAGUUGCAGUCUCGCAAGAAGCGUGGAACAGGGGGGUCUGUGUGAGGGUGAACAAAGAAUUGCAAAAGGGGAUGAAUGCGCAAUUGCUGAGUUCACAUUUGCCACAUGAAUAUUGGGCCGAAUCACUAGCGUCCUAUCUUCAUGUGUGGUUGAGAAAGGUCUCAACAGAGUUGGGAUGUUCUCCUUUUGAGAAGCUGUUCAAUAGAAAACCUUCUGUUGCCUAUUUCAAGGUUUUCGGGUCUCAUGUGAGAACAGAAGCUCCAGGUGGUGUAAAGAAUGCCAGAGGCAUUUUUGUGGGUUAUGAAAAAGGUCUCUACAGAGUAAUUUUGUCUGAAUCUGGUCAGGUGAUUCUCACAAAGUUCCUAGAGAGUGCUCCUGAACAGGAGAGGUUGAUAGUACAGACAUUUCCCACAGGAAACGAUGAUGAUGAUGAUGAGUUUGAUCUUAUUGAGUUCAGUAGUACUGAUGAUGACAGCGAUAGCUCAGACAGCUCAGUUGUCACAGUCAUUGAGAGGAAAUCUCACAUAAUGACUAGACCCUCAGAAGAGGAGGAUGAACCACUGAUUGCUACUGGUUCUCAACAGAGUCCAAAGGUUGAACCAGUGAGCACAGAAGAUCAGAACCUCAUACGCAGGUCUGAGAGAGUUACAAAGGGUGUACCACCAAAGAGGUACUCAAAAGAGUUUGCUAACUUAGCUGUUGCAUGUGUUGCUAUUGUUAACAACUCAAAGCAGGUUGAAGCAGUGUCUACGUCAGAGACAAAGACACAACAGAGGGUAGCUAGCCAAGGUAAUGCAGAAGCACUCAUUCCUUGGAAGCCAGACAACCAGAGAGGUACAUUGGUUAAACCAGUGGCGGGUAGUUCCAAGGGUGGAACUGAAACAACAGGGGAAUGUUAUAAAUAUAACAACUGUUUGUUUUCUUCUCUGGAUGACGCUUUGCUCGCGGCACACAUUGAUACUUUAGGGGAGUAUGUUACCAUAAAGCACCAAUGCUGCAGCAAGCAAAGGCUCUAGCAGCUCAGCCAGCUGCUUGUGGCUGGAAAGCCAGACAGGAUGUUUGUGACUGUUGCCAUGGGAACAAAGGGGCAGUCCAUUCUGUACUGAGCACCGGAUGUUAGCUCAGUGUGUGUGUGUCUUAUGACCCGUACUGGAUGUACUUGGGAGGAGUUUCGUCUUGCUGUUGUUGAGUGCAGACAUGAUUCUCUGUACUGAUGUAAGAGGCAGAAAUAAAUGAUGUAAAUAGUUUUCUGUCUGCUUCUUUCCCCCCCUGGGGACACCAAAGGGGAGAGAGGAAGAACGGUGUGUUCCUCUCAUACAUCUGAGAAGAAUCGCCGGACCUCGCCUGCUUAUCAGCAGAGUGGAGACGCGGGGAGGUCGACAGGAAUAUCUGCCGGUGCCUACGCUGUGGCACAUUCCUCUGACCCAGGCAGAAUUCCAACAAACUCAUCUUAUCUGCUUUGGUUUAGAAUAGCCCUCAGAUCUGCCCAUAUGGUCUGUAUGCUGAGCAGCUUUCUGGGUCCGCAUUCACCUGCCCACGAUCCACAAACAGGAGAAGGUAUGCAUGGAUUUGGGGAAAUCAGUUAACGUACACGCGUGUGUUUGUAUAGCGAGGGGGAGACAGUGAAAUGUUGUUGGCCCCAGCAUGGUGUUUUACAAGUCACUGCAACUUUAUUCCAAAAACACAGGUGCUGUUUAGUAUUGGUAGUGAUAGACUAGGGGUAGACUUUGGUAAUAUUUGGUAGUACAUUCAAACCUUGGAUCCCAAAAGCCUCUAUUUUGGAAUGAUUUAGCUCCCAAAUGCCGAAAACCUGGAAGUAAAUGCUUCGGUUUUUAAACGUUUUUUGAAAGCUGAACAUCCGAUGCUGCUUCCGCUUGAGUGCAGGAAGCUCCUGCAACCAAUCAGAAGCCGCGCCUCGGUUGUUGAACAUUUUGGAAGCCGAACGGGCUUCCGGAAUGGAUUAUGUUCGACAACUGAGGUUUGACUGUAUGAGUGAGGCCAAAAUUUGGCACCCCCAAACGGAUCUUCUCAACUAUGGAUCUUCUCAAUUUCAUGUGCAGAAGCCCUUGAGGAAUGUGUCAAUAGGACACCUUCUCCUUGGCUUCAACGCAGAGGCUCCCAGUGUUUUGCUCUGGGAUCUGAUUCCAAUAGAAAGGCUUACUUAGUCUUGGAACAUGCAAGCUUGUAAUUGUGGAGAGUGCCUCUGAGCAACUGCCGAGUGCUCCCUCAUCUAAGGGAUUAGGGUAUAGAGGCUUACGGGACAGAUUUUAAGAACUCUUGCUCCCUUAAUCAGUCCUGAAAGAGAGGUCCAUGUCUGCAAGAAAGCAGGAGUGGAAUGCCCUGGAAGGAAUCUGCUUACAGUCACACAGCUAUGGCCACAUCGAUGAUGCAGAUUCAAUGUAUCCUGCCUCCCAGAGAGACUCCUUCUUUGAUGCUCAUUCAUACAGCACAACAGUGUCUUGGAAAUGCCUGGUGGUGAUCUCUGUGGAAGGCGACUACCUCCUCUCAACACACACAGCAACUGCAGCCCAGAAAAUCUAUCUCACUCAGGGGAGCAGAGACUGUUCAGUUCUUCCGCAGUCCAAAGCACAAUGACAGAUUCUGCACUGGAGUAGUGCAUGUUGCAGAGGCAUUUAGUCAGCCAAAUUUCCAUGACUUCUCUGCAUUUGUUUUCCUCUCUAGCUGGCUGUACAGAAUCCUGCCUUCUGUUUGCCACAAGCCCUUUCAGCCUGUGCAUCAGGGCUACCUGACACAUACCUGGGAUGAAGCUGAGCCUGAACCCAAUCAGGUAAUCACAGGUGCAAGGAAUAAUGAUAACAUUACAAGUCGAAACCUUUGGCUCCUUUCCCAGGAAGGCCAAUGUUUCACAGAGAAAGCAGUUGAUAUGCCAGAGACACAUGAACUCAAACUUUGUUUCCCGGAAGAGAAUUUAAAAUCCCUCCUCAGCGUGAUCACUUCUAUACAGACAAUAAUCAUAACCAGUGCUAUUUUUCUGGGGCGGUGCAGGGGUCCGCAUAACCCUAAACAUUUUUGUGAAUCUUUGUACUUUUGUCCAUUUACUGUACUUAUUUCCCCCAAUUUGAACUCUCAAAUGUUGGGCUCAGCUAAGUGCCUGUGGAAGGGACUGACAUCAUAAGAGCCAAGGUCAGACUUGAGGCAGUUAGUCUAGUGGGCCAAGAGUGCUAUUGAGAAAAAAGGAUGGGGCAAAAAUAGGGACCCCUACAUUCAAAAAAGCAUUUGUUCUUUUAAAGAUGUCAUAAUUUAUUCUUAAGGGAAGCGGGUGGCGCUGUGGGUUAAACCUAGAGCUUGCAGAUCAGAAGGUCGGCGGUUCGAAUCCCCACAACGGGGUGAGCUCCUGUUGCUCGGUCCCAGCUCCUGCCAACCUAGCAGUUCGAAAGCACAUCAAAGUAGAUAAAUAGGUAUCACUCCAGCGGGAAGGUAAAAGGCAUUUCCAUGUGCUGCUCUGGUCCGCCAGAAGCGGCUUAGUCCUGCUGGCCACAUGACCCGGAAGCUGUACGCCGGCUCCCUCGGCCAAUAAAGCAAGAUGAGCACUGCAACCCCAGAGUCGGCCACAACUGGACCUAAUGGUCAGGGGUCCCUUUACCUUUACCUAAUUUAUUCUUAUAAUAAUUUUUAUUUCUCUCUUUCAUUCUAGCUGCGAUGGAAACCUUUUGAGAUCCCAAAGGCCACUCAGAGAAAGCUGGACUUUGUAACCGUAAGUUAAAGACCAAACUGUAAGUUAAAAAAAGUACAAACUAUAACAAGGAAUAGUGCCAUACAUUUUGUAGCUGAGGAAACUGAGGAAGGACGAUCUGCUUUAAACCACACCUUGUUAACAAAAGAGUACUCAGCCUCUCUGCUUGUAGCUAUUAAGAUCACAUGAAAAAAUACUGUAAUUUUUCUAUGUAAAUGAAAUAUACGCACACAUUUUCAAUCCAUCUAUCUGAAAUAGCUGGACAGGCCAAUGUAAAAAGAAAAACAACCCAAGGGGCUAGAGACUACAUCAGCCCCAUUGCCGCUUAAUUCACAUGUAAUUGUGGGAAACUGUAUGAAUUCUUGGGAUAAUGCCUCCCUCCAGCCCCCAGCCCAGUCCUGAGAAAUUCUGAAACUGACAUGGACCUUCCCUACCUCCCUCAAAAAACCCAAACACUUCUCUGUAUCCCUCUAACUCUUCACCGAGUGACCACUUUUAAUUGUCAUCAUUGUGGGAUGUAAUCCAUUGGAGCAGUCAAAUACAGCAUUCCUUGUUUUCCUAGAGUGGACGCAGACAGGGGGAUGUUCCUCCAGCCAGGAGGACUUCCUGUUACACCUGGUCUGGAGCAUCCUCCCCCUGCAUGUGACCGGUAGGUGGAUGUGACCUCGGGAGACCCUAUACAAGGUCCAGUCACGCAGCCAUCUUCCUCUUUUGCUCUUUUGACUCCUUUUGAUUCUGUUGGACUGCAUGGGAUAAGUCCCCCUAUGGGAUAAAUCCACACCUUUCUCUGUAACUGUAACUACAAGCCAAAACCUGCCUUCAGGGAUCAAACUGUGAACUGGAUGUAAGUAAACUUCUUGUUACUUUUGAAGAAAGACUGUUGUGUCUUUUAUUCUCUAGAGAGGGAUCAAAAGGGGACUUACCAGGAAUAAUCCAAUCUGGGCAUGCCAGAGUGGAGUGCUUAACUAAAGAGAUUCAAACGAAUCUGCAAACUAGCUUCCUGCUGUAUAAGGGAAAUGUGCUCUGCUACUUGACUCACUAAUGUGAGGGAGGAAGAGAAUCAAUAUAUCCUCUCCUACUAGCCACAACAUUCCCACAAUCAUGAGUGGAUUUCAAAGUUGCUAGAGUUGUUUAAACUGAAAGCAAUAGCCAAGUGUUUAUCUAAGGCAGAGAGAAUUUGGGGAUGGGGUUAGACUAACCAAAGGCGCCUGUGAUUUAUGCUAAUGUUAAGUGCAUAUUUUCCGUAGGGAUUGCACACUGUGUGUGGCGCUGGUGAGCCCAGGUCUCGAGAAGGACUUGCGAUUCACAUCUUUACCUGUAACAGCUCCAUGAUUAACAGGUCCGUGAGCAAUGCAUGAGCAAUGAAGGUUUUCCUUGACAGUUCUGGCUAAUACUAAAUAUUGUUUCACUACAAUUUGUGCUGCAGUUGAUUGGGUGGGUUAUGCUAUUGUCAUUGCUGUUUCUUUUAAACAUUUCACUAAUUUUAUACAGUUCACUAAUUUUACAAUCAUGUUGACAUUUCAAAACUUGACUUCCUUCCCCCUCUUUCUGCGGCUCCUUAAAUUUAUUUUUAAUAUCUUCUGCAUAUCCAAAUUAACUUAAUUUUCUCAUUUACUCAUCUUCUUUAAAUAUAUACUCUUAUGAAACUGCAGGUUAUCACAAUAAUCCUGCCAAUGUUUUUAUCUGUUUACAAUUUAUCUGUAAAUAUUCAAUAAACCAUUUCCAUUCUUUUAUAAAAAGUUUGUUAUCUUGAUUUCUUACUCUUCCAGUAAGUUUCACCAUUUCUGCAUAUUCCAUAAGUUUUUGUAUCCAUUCUUCCUUUGCUGGGACUUCUGCUUCUUUUCAUUUUGGGGUGAGUUACAUUCUUGCCACUGUAGUAGCACACAUGAAUAUGUUUCUAUACAUUUUAGGUAGUUUUGUCCCUAUAAUUUCCCAAAGAAAAGCUUCUGGUUUUGUUUUUUUACAGAGGUUAUUUUAAACAUCCUUUUCAUUUCAUUAUAUAUCAUUUCCCAGUAAGCUUUAACCUUACUACCACAUAUGAUAAAAAAAACUUCUUUCUCUUUACAUUUCCAACACUUAUUUGAUUUAGAUUUAUACAUUUUUGCCACUGCUGUUUCUGCUGCUAAUGCUGCUUUUAUCGAUCCCUCUCUUUAUAAGCUUUGCCAUUUUCGCUUUUCUUGUACCUCACCAUGGAAUCGCUUUUGUCGCGAAGGGCAGGCUAUAAAGAUUUAUUUGAAUAUUUUGAGUCCUUGAUUAUCCCUCUUUUCUUUCCCCUUUCUCCUAUUCCUUCCUUUCUAAGUAUUUUGAAUGCUGCUUGCGGCACCAGAGCGCUAUGUCUUUAAGCAAAAGGGUAGCCGGUGUUCUGCCCUCCAAGCGGGGGGGGGGCUUGAUUGAUCACAUGACUUGGUCACACACCUCUUUUGAAUGGCCGUGCCAAUCAGCCCCCUUGAAUAUUUUAUUGGGGGGGUGUGGAAGGACCUUGGCCCCUCGGAGUUGGCACCUAUGCCUUCCUAUGUAGAUGAACUACAACUAUCAUCCCUUCAUCCCUGACCAUUGGCGAUGCUGGCAGGGGCUUAUGGGAGUUGUAGUUCAGAGACCUCGUUGGGAGGCACCACAAUGGCCACCUCUUGUCUAGUAAGCAACUUACUAGGAAAGACUCAUAAAGACAUCCCAUAAUGGUAGACAUUGAGCUGGUAAACUUGUACCCAGUUGUACUGCUUCAGAGUGGGGCCUCACCUGAUUCCUCACACCCAGAAUACGUCUCAUGUUCCCUGAACAUAGAAAACUAGGAUGCCAAAGAUUACGAUUCUAACCUAACCCUCUCGGCGCCGGCUGUCAUGGAAGUGUACUCAAUGUGUCCCUCUGAGCGGAAAACAAUGACACUGAAAAACAUCCCAGAGUCCAGGAACAUUUAUUUCCACACCUGUGCACACAGCAUUGUGGAAUUUUCUUAGCAGACUCACUUGAAAAUAAGUUUCGCUGAAAUCAGUUUAAAGAGUUUAAAAUAAAGAUUCUAUUGUGGAUACCUUGAAUUUUGAACACUCGGCAAUUACUUUUUCCUCUAUAGAUGCUUUUAUAAUUCCGAUGGAGACUUCCUGAUUGGUGAGUUCUCCCUCUGACCUUUAUCAUUCUGAUUUCUUCUUCUCUGCUCUCUUUUCCUCUCUGUUUUAUUUAAAGCUGCAAUAUUGACACAGAGGGGACUCGGAGGGUUUUGGAGCAAAGGGCAAGAUUGCAGAGAGUAAGCAGAUAACAAUGGAAUCAUAGCUCUUUGUAGUAUUAGAGAACCAUCUACUCCAAGUGGCUUUCCUAAGGCAGGAUCAGGUACAUAACAAAAGCACUGUACAUUUGGAGAGUUGCCUGGGAAUAGGAAUGUGUUCCAGUCCCACAGCAUAUAUCUUUGUGCUUCCUUCCUCCAGUUCCACAGCAAGGCAAAUUGCUCAUCACUACAGAGUUUGGCAAGCUGAUGGUGGAGCCCAAUGAGAUCUGUGUUAUUCAGGUAAGCCCUGGACAGUGCAACACGCAAACACCCUUGUAUGUUGCCCUUGAUCUUCUGGGCAAAAAUGUUAGUGCUGCAAGACUCCUGUAGGAUCCUAUCACACAGCCGUUGGCCACCUGAGGGUCUCCUCGUAUUUUGCUUUUCCUACAUACGAGUCACCACCACAGCUGUGCAGCUGCUCCAUUGAUGCUGGCCUCAUGCAGUACAAUGGGCGCCUGCUCUUCGUUUUUGGAAAUAGCUGCCCUUUUCUGCAUGUGACUGCAGGCCCUGGAGAGGGACAUGCAUGGGCUGCAUUGAGAUUUGAUGAGGCCCUAAGCUAUUGAAGGUAAUGGGGCCCUUUAUAUGUCCAGUGUGGUGUAGUGGUUAAGAGCGGUAGUCUCGUAAUCUGGGGAACCGGGUUCGCGUCUCCGCUCCUCCACCUGCAGCUGCUGGGUGACCUUGGGCCAGUCACACUUCUCUGAAGUCUCUCAGCCCCACUCACCUCACAGAGUGUUUGUUGUGGGGGAGGAAGGGAAAGGAGAUUGUGAGCCGCUUUGAGACUCCUGAAGGGGAGUGAAAGGCGGGAUAUCAAAUCCAAACUCCUCUUCUUCUGUCCUUUGUCAACAACAAAUUGUUGGUGUUUUUUUGUGUUGAAUAUGUGCUAUAUGGUAAUUUAUGGAUCUAACAGGUAUCUAAAACCAUAAUGGGAUCAAAAUAAAUAAAUUAUGUACUACAUGAAAUCAAUCAGUAGGCAUAAGACUCAUACCCUUAGAUCAAGAUCUAUGCUGCCUGAUCAUCCGUCUACAAGCCCUCUUUAAUAUUAGAUAACAGGUACAACAGCUUGACCUACGUUCAACUGCGCUGCACUGCAGUCUGCAGCUGCCUGCUACAUGUUGCCCUGCAACCAGUCCAUGCAGAAUGUAGGCACCCUGUAUAUAGAAAUGAGCAAACCGGUGAUAUUUUAGCGAGCAGGCUAGCAGGUGGGGCCCAUUACUUACAUCAUAGGAGCCAACACAACACAAAACACUGUUGCUGUAUGUAGGUUUUAUUUUAUUUGUUCCUUAUCUUAUAUUUUGGAAAUGUACAUCCAGUUUUUUCCCCUUUAAAUUUUUUGGGGGGCCCCCAUGAGAGUGGGGCCCUAAGCUAUAGCUUGUUUAGCUUAUACGUAAAUCCGGCACUGGCCAGAUUAGCACUGCAGUGUACGUCCACAUCUGAAUUAGGUUCUACAUCCAAGUUGAAUUGCAUACAUCUUCACUGGGAAAUUGUGGCAUGUUUCCAUGAAGGAAGGAAGCCUGGAUAUUGCUAGAUAUUAAAUUUCAUUCAAUUAAUAUUGAAAAUGUUGUUAUCCUUGUCUCUUAUUUCGGCUCUGACAUCAGCACAUUCUUUUUAAAAGUUGUUCUGCCAAAAAUUAUGAUGCAUUAAAGAAAAUUAUAGUGACUCACCUCUACGGAUUGCCUCUGUAAAUUCUUAUAUUUGGCUCUUUUUGGAAUGAUGCAGUAACUGGAAACAAAAAGAUGCAACUCAAUGCUUUUUUUUUUAAAGCAUUCUGGCAUCCUAGGGCAGAGAGCUACGUACAUUUUCUGUGCCAUGUCUGUGAUUUAGCUAUUUGGAUCAGUCUAGGUCAGGCAAGCUGCAUUGUGCUUCUACACAAUGUGAUCCAAAUGUUGGCCAAGUCCUAUUGACACAUCCUUAGUCAUUGGUGUGGUCAAUUAGUUAAUGGCCUGAAGCAAUAAUCCUGAGGUGCGCUUCCUAAGAGUUUUCUUUGUUCUUUGUCUCCCAGCAAGGGAUGCGUUUCAAUGUAGAAGUAUUUGGAGAAACUCGAGGCUAUAUCCUGGAGAUAUAUGGGGGACAUUUUGAGCUGCCAGACUUGGGACCUAUUGGUAACUAUUGACUAUUCUUAUUGCUUUCAAUAACAAUAUAAUGCUUUCUAUUAGAAUCAUUACAACAUCACAAAACAGAGAGCAAUUAAAUUCCCCCCCCCCCCGUAUUUCUUCUUUGCACUACUAACAACAAAAUAAAAUGCGGGCCCCAGAAGUUGAAAAAAGAUUUCAGAGCUACAUUGAUGUUUCAGAUUAUACUUCCUCCAUUUUUUAUUAUAGUAAAAUAUUAAUGUACUAUAACUGAAAGCUGGUUCACACAGGCAGCAGUACUGUUGAAUUCCUACCCCACAUUUCAGGCUUGCACAAAAGCCUACAAUUUGCCAUGUUACUCAGUAAAGUUGGUUGGCAGAAGAUUCCAGGACAAGCAAAACAAGAUGUUUCUUUACACAAUGCAUAAUUCAGUAGCACCAGAUGUGGUGAUAUGCAUUAACUUUGAUGGCUUUGAAAAGGGUUUUAGACUAAAACCCAUGCCUUUAAAUUCAUUUAUCGCCAGCAUGGUGGUUUGGUGGAAUAUUCAGAAAUGGUAUAUCUCUGAACACUAGAUGCAGGAGACAAGCAACAAGAGAGAGGGUUUGUCUACACUUCCGCUUGUCCUGUGCUAGAAAUCUGGGUCUGAGCAGUUUUCCACUUGACCCACACUUUCCCAGGGAAAAGCCACUCUUUAGUGCUCAAUCGAAGCAAAUGUCCAUCCAGAGAAAGUCAGUUUUCCCUGGAGGAAAGCAGUGGGAUGAAAGAAAGUAUGGAUGAGCCACCUCAAAGUUUAUGAAGACCAAGAAGUACUUGGUGGCUGCUGUUACAAACCAAAUGCUAAUAUUCUGUGGACCCGCACCCUGGUAUGGUUCAGCAGAGCGAUACUUACUCCAAGCAGCCGUUUAGAAUUCCAGACUCUUGAAGUUACAAUUAUUAUAGAAUCAUAGAAUUGAAGGGACCUCAAGGGUCUUCUAGGCCAGUUUAUAUUACCAGAUCCUACCAACUUAACCUGGUAACGUUAUGAGCUACCAAUAGGUUUGCUGCAGGGUUUAGGAAUAUGAAUCAUGUGACUUGUUUCACAUUUCCCAGAUACUUCCCAGCCAUUCAAGGACAUGCAAAUUUUGAAGCAAGGGUACGGAAGUCUUUCUGUUACUUAGAAAUCCCUACUUUCCACAAGAAUCAUUGGCAAAAAACCUUUCUACAGUAACAUCUAAAUAUACAAUACAGCAUAAAAUGUUUUCAUCUCAAGUACAGAGAAGCUCUUUUUGAGAGAAUAGACUGAUAUUCCCCGUGCUGCGUGGAUGUUACUGGCCCAGAGAUGGAAAGAAGAGUAGCAGAUUAAGUUGAUGGAUUAUGCCGAAAUGCCAAAAAUGACUGGAAGAAUCAGAAAUCAGGAAGACUAAAAUUUUAAAAAGGAAUGGGGGAAAUUUAGAAUUUAUCUUAAAAACCGUUGUAAACAGCUAAAACUGUUAGGAGGAUUAGAAUAACACUUGUAGUUUAAUGGUGAAUUUUGGACACAAUGGGGAUAUAAAAGAUUUGGAUUAUCAUAAAAGGUACAGGAGGAAAUGAUUAACAAUAGGACCCACAAAGGGAAGGAGGGAAGUCCAGGAGAUUCUUUGGAAUCUUGUUUUUAUGUUGUACGUUAGAUAAUUGACUGUAAAGCUUUAAUCUGAAAACUAUACAUACACACACACACACACACACACACACACAUAUAUAUAUACACACAUACAUACAUACAUACAUACACUGUAUAUAUGGGACGUGGGUGGUGCUGUGGUCUAAACCACUGAGCCUCUUGGGCUUGCCAAGCGGAAGGUCGACGGUUCGAAUCCCCGCGACGGGGUGAGCUCUCUUUGCUCUGUCCCAGCUCCUGCCAACCUAGCAGUUCGAAAGCACGUCAAAGUGUAAGUAGAUAAAUAGGUACCGCUCCGGUGAGAAGGUAAACGGCAUUUCCGUGCGCUGCUCUGGUUCACCAGAAGCGGCUUAGUCAUGCUGGCCACAUGACCCGGAAAAACUGUCUGUGGGCAAACGUCAGCUCCCACGGCCUGUAAAGCGAGAUGAGCAUUGUGACCCCAGAGUCGUCAGGGGUCCUUUACCUUUACCUUUCUAUACUGUGUGUGUGUGUGUGUGUGUGUGUGUGUGUGUGUGUGUGUAUUCCCAGUUCCCAGUUCUACAAUUUGUUACAAAGACCUGAUUGCGCCCUUCUUUCCCAGGUGCCAAUGGGUUGGCAAACCCACGAGAUUUCCUUGUGCCCGUUGCCUGGUACGAAGAUCGCCAAGUAGCUGAGGGCUACACGGUUGUCAACAAGUACCAGGGGAAACUCUUUACAGCACAGCAGGUUAGGACAUGACAGUUUUCCGUUUAGAAAACGAAGCAUUUCAUUCGAUAUCAGUCUAAGGGUUGAGGUGUUAAAUGCAGUCCGUCACACUGACUUUCUCCUGUUGUGAUUAAACCAUGCAUGUUCUGUGCAUAUCCACCGAGGCAAAGCUAAAAGGUCUAAAAGCGAGCAAAGGAAUCUGGUUAAGCAGAUUUGCAAUGUUUUGGAGUUUUGGCGAGGUGAGUGGAACGGGAAAACUGAAGGCAGGCUCUUCAGGCAGUAAGGGAAACCAACAAGGGAACUUCCACUGGGCUUCAGUUUGGAGUGGGUUGUUGGCGGGUGAGGAGCCCACCAUGUAAUCCAUGAUCAGGUUCCUACCCCCAUGACAAAGAUGAUCAAUCAGAAAUUGCAGGAAUCAGUGAUGCAGGUAAGACACCGUCCCAAAUACAAAGGAGAAGCGAUGCGUAGUAGCAGGCAGAGGUUGUCUGUUUGCAAGCGAGCAGAUAAUGGAGAUUAUUGAACUGGUUUACUGUAAUCACCACAUUAUUAUUUACUUUAAAAUAAUAUGUUUUGUAUUUUACCCCCCUAGUGACCCAUUUUCCCCCAGUCAUGUCAUGUUUUACAAUUUCUGCGUGUACAAUUUUGUAACAGAAAGAUAAAAUAUACAUUUAAGGGUGGGGAUGUGUUUAGACUGUACCAGUUACAUUCUCUAAUCUCCAUAAAUACCAGACACUUUGCACAAGUAAAGGUGCUUGCAUUCUGCUUAAUCUUAUAGAGCUCUUCUCCAUUCAAUGUUGUGGCCUGGCAUGGGAACUACACCCCAUACAAGUACAAUCUCAGCAAUUUCAUGGUCAUUAAUUCUGUGGCUUUCGACCAUGCGGUAAGUUUCUGGAUGUCCUGGGUAAGUUUGAAGUCUCACCUUAGGAAACAUUCCAUUGUUUGGCACCAUAUUUUUUGCUCUAUAAGACGCACCAGACCAUAAGACGCACCCAGUUUUUGGAGGAGGAAAACAAGAAAAAAAAUAUUCUGAAUCCCAAAAGCCAGAACAGCAAGAGGGAUUGCUACGCAGUGAAAGCAGCGAUCCCUCUUGCUGUUCUGGCUUCUGGGAUAGUUGUGCAGCUUGCAUUCGCUCCAUAAGACGCACACACAUUUCCCCUUACUUAGAAUCAUAGAAUCAUAGAAUCAUAGAGUUGGAAGAGACCACAAGGGCCAUCGAGUCCAACCCCUUGCCAAGCAGGAAACACCAUCAGAGCACUCCUGACAUAUGGUUGUCAAGCCUCUGCUUAAAGACCUCCAAAGAAGGAGACUCCACCACAGUCCUUGGCAGCAAAUUCCACUGUCGAACAGCUCUUACUGUCAGGAAGUUCUUCCUAAUGUUUAGGUGGAAUCUUCUUUCUUGUAGUUUGGAUCCAUUGCUCCGUGUCCGCUUCUCCGGAGCAGCAGAAAACAACCUUUCUCCCUCCUCUAUGUGACAUCCUUUUAUAUAUUUGAACAUGGCUAUCAUAUCACCCCUUAACCUCCUCUUCUCCAGGCUAAACAUGCCCAGCUCCCUUAGCCGUUCCUCAUAAGGCAUCGUUUCCAGGCCUUUGACCAUUUUGGUUGCCCUCCUCUGGACACGUUCCAGUUUGUCAAUGUCCUUCUUGAACUGUGGUGCCCAGAACUGGACACAGUACUCCAGGUGAGGUCUGACCAGAGCAGAAUACAGUGGCACUAUUACUUCCCUUGAUCUAGAUGCUAUACUCCUAUUGAUGCAGCCCAGAAUUGCAUUGGCUUUUUAGCUGCCACAUCACACUGUUGGCUCAUGUCAAGUUUGUGGUCAACCAAGACUCCUAGAUCCUUUUCACAUGUACUGCUCUCAAGCCAGGUGUCCCCAUCUUGUAUUUGUGCCUCUCAUUUUUUUGCCCAAGUGCAAUACUUUACAUUUCUCCCUGUUAAAAUUCAUCUUGUUUGUUUUGGCCCAGUUCUCUAAUCUGUCAAGGUCGUUUUGAAGUGUGAUCCUGUCCUCUGGGGUGUUAGCCACCCCUCCCAAUUUGGUGUCAUCUGCAAAUUUGAUCAGGAUGCCCUUGAGUCCAUCAUCCAAGUCGUUGAUAAAGAUGUUGAAUAAGACCGGGCCCAAGACAGAACCCUGUGGCACCCCACUAGUCACUCUUCUCCAGGAUGAAGAAGAACCAUUGAUGAGCACCCUUUGGGUUCGGUCAGUCAGCCAGUUACAAAUCCACUGAGUGGUAGCAUAGUCAAGACCUCAUUUUACCAGCUUCUUUACAAGAAUAUCAUGAGGCACCUUGUCAAAUGCCUUGCUGAAUUCAAGGUAGGCUACAUCCACUGCGUUCCCUUCAUCUACCAGGCUUGUAAUUCUGUCAAAAAACGAGAUCAGGUUAGUCUGACAUGACUUAUUUUUCAGAAAUCCAUGCUGACUAUUGGGGAUCACAGCAUUCCUUUCUAGGUGCUCACAGACUGUUUGCUUAAUGAUCUGCUCCAGAAUCUUCCCUGGUAUUGAUGUCAGACUGACUGGGCGGUAAUUAUUUGGGUCCUCUCUUUCCCCUUUUUGAAAAUAGGGACAACAUUUGCCCUCCUCCAGUCUGCCGGGACUUUGCCUGUUCUCCAGGAAUUCUCAAAGAUGACUGCCAGUGGUUCUGAGAUCACAUCUGCCAGUUCUUUUAAUACUCCUGGAUGCAGUUCGUCUGGCCCUGGAGACUUGAAUACAUCUAAACUAGCCAAGUAUUCUUGUACUAUCUCCUUAGUUAUUCUGGGCUGUGUUUCCUUUGCUGAAUCAUUUGCUCCAAAUUCUUCAGGUUGGGCAUUGUUUUCUUUAUCGGAGAAGACUGAGGCAAAGAAGGCAUUGAGGAGUUCAGCUCUUUCUGUGUCCCCUGUUUGCAUUUCACCAUCUUCUCCUCUGAGUGACCCCACUGUUUCUUUGUUCUUCCUUUUGCUACGGACAUACCCAUAAAAGCCUUUUUUUGUUGCUUUUAACCUCUCUAGCAAGCCUGAGUUCAUUCUGUGCUUUAGCUUUUCUGACUUUGUGUCUACACGUGCUGGCUAUUUGUUUGAAUUCCUCUUUGGUGGUUUCCCCUUUUCCAUUUUUGUACACAUCCUUUUUAAUCUUAACUCAGUUAAAAGUUCUUUAGAUAGCCACCCUGGCUUCUUUAGGCACCUUCCAUGUUUCUGUCUCAUUGGUAUUGCCUGACGUUGUGCUUUUACUAUCUCCCUCUUAACAAACUCCCAGCCAUCAUGAACUCCCUUUCCUUUUAGUAUUACUGUCCAUGGGAUCUCACCCAGCACUUCCCUAAGUUUUAUGAAGUCAGCUUUCUUAAAGUCAAGAAAUUGAGUCCUAGUAUGCUUGGCUGCUCCUUUCCGCUGUAUAGUAAACUUCAGAAGAGCAUGAUCACUCGCGCCUAAUGAUCCUUCCACUUCUACCCCACUAACCAGGUCAUCAACAUUGGUUAGGACCAGAUCUAAAAUGGCUGUUCCUCUUGUUGCUUCUCCCACUUUCUGGACAAUGAAGUUGUCUGCAAGGCCAGUGAGGAAUCUGUUUGACCUUAUGCUCUUGGCUGAGUUUGACAUCCAACAAAUAUCCGGGUAAUUGAAGUCCCCAUUACUACUAUCUCCCUUCCUUUUGCAUGCUUGGCCAUCUGUUCCAGGAAGGCAUCAUCUAUGUCCUCCGUUUGGCUUGGGGAUCUAUAGUAAACUCCCACAAUGAGGUCACUGUUAUUCUUCUCUCCCUUAAUUUUGACCCAAAUGCUCUCACUUUGGCUUUGAGGUUCUAAAUCUUGGAUCUCUUCACAGGUAUACACAUCCCUGACAUAUAAUGCCACUCUUCCUCCUUUCUUGUCUGGUCUGUUUCUCUGAAAUAAAUUGUAUCCCCCCAUUAUUACAUUCCAAUCGUGGGACUUAUCCCACCAGGUUUCAGUGAUGCCUAUUAUGUCAUAUUUAGUUUGCUGUACCAAGAGCUCAAGCUCAUCUUGUUUAUUUCCCAUGCUUUGCGCAUUAGUGUACAGACAUUGAAGUCCAUUAAUCAUUUCCCCGUGACUCUUAUUUAAGGAUUUUUUCCUCCCACCACUAGGUCUGUGUGCUGUUUGCUCCAUUUGGUCUAUGACAUUUGGAUGAUCAUCUUCAUCAAUUGAUAGACUCCUACCUUCAGGAGCACUGUCUCCCUCCCCCACAUUAGUCAGUUUAAAGCCCUCCUGAUGAGGUUUCUGAGAUUUUUGGCAAAAACAUUUACUUUUUAGGAGGGAAAAAGUGAGUCUUAUAGAACAAAAAAUACGGUAAUUCUUUCCAAAGCCAGCACCGUCAAAGGCAAGAUUGGAAUCAAGGGAGAGAGUAGUGCUGUAGCAAUAAUAAUAUAAGUACAUUUGGAGGCUAAAACCCCACCUUGGGAAUAUAUAAUUCAUGCUGGAAUCUGUGCUGGGCCUGGGGGUAACCCGAGAAACACGGUCCAGGUCCGGUCCAGAAUCCGAAGGCUCUGCUAGGAGACAGUCCAACAGGGCCAAGGCAGGACACAAGGCAAGAAACCAGGCAAGGACAGGUACAGGAUCUCAGGCAGGAUCUGGCAUACAGCAACAUUGCUCCAGCAACCUGGGGCGAGGUCCGACAGCCUUUUAUCUUUGUCGGGAUAACGGCCGGUCCUGAUCCCCCGGCGACUCACCUCCUUGUUUCGCCCGGAGGCGAGCACUCCUCCUGCGAGUACUCAGGUCUUUCCUUCUCUCAGACCUUCAUCUCUGCAGCUCAGGAGACGUCAGUGGGUGACUAGACCCAGGGCCGCCUCAGCCUCCCCUGACCCAACCGGUAGUGGAGCAGCUGUAAGUGAUGGCCCAGCUGAAGGCAGCGAGGUCAUCCCUGCAUCUGGAGCCAGGGCAGGCUCAGGCCCCUGACUUGGCCCAGCUGGUGCUUGUUGCAGGGGAACCUGUGCAGACUGGGACUCUUCAGGAUCAGGCCCCAGACUUGGUUCAGAUGAUGCCUGAGGCAAAGGAUCCGGUGCAGACUGGGACUCCUCUGGUUCCGAGUCUGAGUCCGAGUCCCAGGCCAUCACAGAAUCAAUGAGAUGUACUCUAGGCCUUGCCUGUCUCAUACAAUAUAUCUGAUGUAUCAGGUUAGCGCUUGGCCCUGUUUAAAUAACCUGUCAAUCUUCUUUCUGUUUGCAGGAUCCUUCUAUUUUCACUGUCCUGACAGCAAAGUCAACUCGUCCUGGAGUGGCGGUUGCUGACUUUGUUAUAUUCCCACCCCGCUGGGCAGUGGCCACCAAGACUUUCCGUCCACCUUAUUACCACAGUAUGUCUGUCACUUACUCUGCUACGCUGUGAAACUGUUACAGUAGAUCCUGUCAGUCUUUGGGGAAUCAGCUUCCUCUCCUGCCCCUUUUGGCAAGUAGAUAAGCAGAACAAAGCGAAAGGAGUCUCUUACCAGUUAGAAAUUUUAAUGAUCACAGCGAGAGAACAAAGAAGUCAUUCCUAGGAAUGAAGGUCCUCCCAAUUAAGGGUUCUACCCACUUCCUCCCUGGUCCCCCCGUCACUCCCGCCUCUUGCAACCUGAUCUCGCAACCAUUGUGCUUUCUGUGCUGCCACCUUAUCUACUCUCCUUGACCUUGGGCUAAGCGGCUGGACGCUUUCUAGCGACAGUGAGUCUGUUAACUUUCUCUCUUCCAGUUUUUCUCCUCCUAGCUGUUCCCCACACAGUACUUCCCAGCUUCUGCCUUCUGAACUAUGCCCCUCUGCAAACCGCUGUUCCUAAUCUAUACUGUCCUCCUGUUCCUGGGAAGAUUCAGGAUCCUGAACAGGAGCAGGGGGAGGCACCAUUUCUCCUCAGUGUAGCCCUUCUCAGCAUGGUCCCUGACAGAUACAUCCACAAAGGCUUCAGUUCUGCACAACAGAUAGAAGACCUCCUUUAGCAGAGUUUAGUUGCUAGCCUAGCUGUCUCUUCAACAGAACCUGGAAAGGGGGAUAAGUGGUGACUGGAUAAAAGACAGUCUCCUCUAAACCACCAUAAAGGGAAGUACAAUAAAGUGGCCUGCUGCUUAUUCAUUCUUUAAAACAGCUGUAAAAGCUUAAUUUAAAUGUUUUUUACAAGGUUGUUUUUGUACUUCGCCAGAUCAUAACCUAUUAUAGUAUUUGUUAGAAUGGAUUCCAAAUAUCAUUAAAUUUGUCCAUAGCAAGUCUGUGUUUAUGUGCAAGUUGUUCAUAUGUUGCGAGUUUGUAUAAGUCUUCAAUCCAAUCAUAGAAGGGAGCAGCAUUUUUAUUUUUCCAGUUCAUCAGUAUCAGUCUUUUUUGCUGUGGUCAGGUCACAGAGUCCACUCAUAUUGUCCUUUUGUUCCGUGUGUUGGGUAUAUAAUUCAAGAGGAUAUUUUGCUCUGUAAAUGUAAGGUUGUUCCGUACAGUUCUGUUGAUGGUUUCAGUUACCUUCUGCCAAAAAUCUUUCAAUACAGGACAAUGAAAAAACAAAUGUUUUAGAGAAGCAUUAUCCCUAUUGCAUUUCCAACAGUUAGACAGCCCUUUUUUAAACAAACGUAAUGGGGUCCAGUAUAUUCUAAAUAUUAUUUUUUUGUUGUAUGAGCCUCAAUUUAAGAUCCAGAGACACCCUUGUUAUAGCAGUUAAAACAGUUUCCUGUGUGGUUGAAAUUGAGAUCUCAAUAAUUCUUUUUCUAAAGAAUUAGAAAAUCUUAAUUUAAUAAUGAGUGGGUAAGGACCAUCACAUCUCAAAGCAUCUGUAACGUGGUUCAGAUAUCUCCAAUUCUACGACAGACUUGAGCCUCUACAACAUAGCUGACCAACUCCCACGGUGGCCAAAUUGCAGACCGGCUGUGACUUUCCCCCUUUUUAAUUUCCACAGGGAACUGCAUGAGUGAGUUUAUGGGCCUGAUCAAAGGGACUUAUGAGGCAAAGGAAGAAGGAUUUGUUGCUGGAGGUGCCACUCUUCACAGUAUGAUGACGCCCCAUGGGCCAGAUGGCGCUUGUUUUGAGAAGGCAAGCACAAGCAAGCUGGUGCCCGAGAGAAUUGCAGAAGGAACCAUGGUAAGAGCCUAAAACAUUGAAGCCUAGCAGCUGCAAUACGGGGUUUUCUUCCAGCUUGCUCUCCAGGCGGAGAGUCAAAUGGAAGAGUUGCCCAUUUGGGCAGCAAGAGUCAUUCCUAUUUUACACAGGAAACGAUCCACAAGAGGGAAUAACUUCUGACCAGUCAAAAGAUUGGGAGAGAGAAGUAAAAUGUCUAGCUAGCCAGAGAAUGAACUAUAUUAGUCAAGUGGUUGUGGGUUGCCAAAAGAAGGCAACUAAGAGCCCAGCCAGGGACGACUGUGGGUGGGAUUCUUGCACUGCAGGAGCUAAGGACCCCUGGGGUCCCUUCCAACUAUACAAUGCUGAUUCUAUGAAAAUAAUGCCUUAAGGAAGCCUAAGGGUGCUUCAAAGAUGAAUGGGUGUCCCAAGUCAACAUGGAAAAAGGGGGGCGUCUUCUUCCUUUUAAACCUGAGGUGCAAAGGGGUUUCCAAGCAGCCUGAGACUACAAAGGAAUUUGAAUGUGUUAGAUGUUAAGACUAUAGACAUACAGUGGUACCUCGGGUUACAGACGCUUCAGGUUACAGACUCCACUAACCCAGAAAUAGUACCGCAGGUUAAGAUCUUUGCUUCAGGAUGAGAACAGAAAUCGCGCGGCGGCAGCAGGAGACCCCAUUAGCUAAAGUGGUGCUUCAGGUUAAGAACAGUUUCAGGUUAAGAGCGGACCUCCAGAACGAAUUAAGUUCUUAACCCGAGGUACCACUGUAUUGCAUUUUUUAUUUCCUUUAUAUUCCACGGCUCAUCCAAGGAGCGCAAGGUAGUGAACAAAGCUCUCUUCACAACAGCCACGUGGUGUUGAUUAUGCAGAGCAGCAAUCACUUGUGGGCAUUGUGCAUUUACUAACUUGCACGGGAAUAAUCCGUGGUGCUUUAUGAACUUGGGCCUCUGUAUGAGGUCUUGCCAAGGCAUGCUGCCUUUUGUAAAUAGUUCGGGCUUUGUAAGAAUUCAGAUUUGUCAAGUCUAGCAAAGUAUAUGCAGAAUUGUGUGCCUGUUACCAAGUUCUAUGUGACAUGCUCAUGCAAAUAUACCACGCAAAUUGAAUUAGGUAAUAGUCUUAAAAUUCAGCAACAUGAGAUGAAACAACUACAGUGGUACCUCUGGUUACGAACUUAAUUCGUUCCGGAGGUCCGUUCUUAACCUGAAACCGUUCUUAACCUGAAGCACCACUUUAGCUAAUGGGGCCUCCCGCUGCUGCUGUGCCGCCACCACGUGAUUUCCUUUCUCAUCUUGAAGCAAAGUUCUUAACCCGAGGUACUACUUCUGGGUUAGCGGAGUCUGUAACCCAAGGUGUUUGUAACCCAAGGUACCACUGUAUAUGAAAGUCUGCUUAUUUCUACUGAUAAUCAAAAUUCAGCUUCUCAGUAGACUUCUAAUGGCUGAGUCAACCCAGUUCUGAAUAUUCAUCUCUAUAUCUGGGCAACCUUAUGAGAAUUUGUAAACGUGAGUAGUCAAAGGCUAGACUUGUCAAUACUUCUAGAUACAAUUUAAGGUCUCGUGUGUAUUCUCUCUCAAAUCAUGUGCGCAACACACUGUGCAACAACUCUUGUUAAAGCAACUUCUGUUUGCAUUUAAUUAAUAGGUUGUUGCUAGUUACUUUCCCUUUCUCAACGUUUUAUGUGACUUUUCCUGCAGGCCUUCAUGUUUGAGUCUUCUUUUAGCUUGGCUGUCACCAAAUGGGGGCUGAAAAGUUCCCUAGAUAAAAACUACUACAAGUGCUGGGAAACCCUGAAGAGCCAUUUCAAUCCGAAGAAUCCCGAUGUGCAGUCACUCUGAUUUUUCUUUCCUGCUUAGCUGAAGGCAACUGUGUAGCUGUUAACAGUGUCUUGGUCCAUAUUACAUGCAGAAACUCAUGGACAGCUGACAAGACGAAUGACCUGUAAGCGUAAAACCAAAGAACUACUACAAAUUUUUAUUUGCCAAGUGCACCUUUACAUUUGCUUAAAAUGUAAAAGCCCCAAAACCUCCCAUCAUAUAAUACCCAGUGUAACAAAAUGAUUUUGUAUUUGGUCUCUCUGGCACCAGAAAGAUAGUUUUUGAGUCUCUCUCUUAGUUUAAAAUAAAGGAAUAUUAGCAAUUUGCCUUUAUGAUUUCUGACAUACAGUGACACCCAAGUCCUUCUCAUGAGCUAUCAUAUUCAACACAUUGCCCAAGCUAAACUGCCAUUGUACCAUUACUACUUUAUUAUUUAUUAAAUAAAAAAUUAUGGGGUGUUAUAGGCGGGUGGAACCUCUGGUGGGGGACACAUCAUGCUCCUUGUGGGGUAGUCUGUCCACCUUUGGUCCCUACCCUGCACUCAGCUCUCACCUGUGGCUCUUAGGUUUCAAUAGAUGACAAUGGCCGCACUCCAGAAAAUGGCUUUGACUGGCCAUCUAAACCAGGUGAGGAUAGGGGAUGGGUCUCAGACCAUCGGUGAGUUAGGGACUUCCCGUGUGCAAAAAGAGGCUGUGGCGGGUUGAGAGGGCAAAAACAAUAUUGGAUCCAACUUUUGGCAGUUUGUAAAUGGAAGUGAGGGGCAGAUGGGGCUCCUCAACCUAGGGAGGCAUUUCCUCAGGAGAAGAAAAGGCUGAGGACUGAGCCCUCCACAAAUCUGGAGUCCCCAAGACAGUUGGAUGGUGCCUUGUAGGCUUCCAUCUGGCAACUCCUGCAGCCAAGCUGGUGCCAAACAUAUAGCUGUGCUUUCCUUUGGACCACAUCAGUGAGGCCAAGGGGGGGGGGUCUUGUCAUCUGGGCAGCCCAGGACCUCCAUACACACUGCUCAGGCUUGAGCCCAGGAGAGGACACUUCAGUGCUGCUAAUGCAGUGGUUUGACUUGACCCCCUGGAAGUGCACUCAGUUGUCUCUCGAGACAGAUGGAUGCCAACAAUUUAUUACAAAAACAUUCUAGGGCAGGGGUAGGCAACCUAAGGCCCGUGUGCCGGAUGCAGCCCAAUCGCCUUCUCAAUCUGGCCCAUGAGCGGUCCGGGAAUCAUCGUGUUUUUACAUGAGUAGAAUGUGUGCUUUUAUUUAAAAUUCAUCUCUGGGUUAUUUGUGGGGCAUAGGAAUUCAUUCAUCCCCCCCCCCCCAAUACAGUCCAGCCCACUACAUGGUCUGAGGGAUCGUGGACUGGCCCACGGCUGAAAAAGGUUGCUGACCCCUGCUCUGGAGCAACUUUACAAAACAAUUAAAACUAACAGCAAAAAAGCUUUUAAAACAUGAUGGAUUUUAAUCAAGAAUGAAACAUUAAUGAAAAUCUAUGCUACCGUUAAAAACAACCUGGCCCCUGGUGACAAGGCAGCACCAGGUAAACCUCUCUAGGGGCACAACUGGGGAAAUUGAUUGUUACCUCCCCACCUCACCUGAGGGCCUCUAAAGAUGGAAAUGUUUGCGCAGGCUGAUGUGGAGGGGAUCCUUCAUACAUCCCAGACACAGAAGGAUUUAAAAACUAUCUCCAGCACUUGAAUUUUGAACCAGAAAAUGAACCAGGAGUCAAUUUACCUGUUAAAGCACCGGUGAGAUGUGACCCAACACCCAGUCCCAGGUCACAUCCUGGCAGCUAUAUUUGGGACUAACUGCAGUUUUGAGGACAGCCUUCAAAGGCAGUAAUUUAGCCUAGAACAGGGGGUGGGAAUCGGUGACCCUCCAUGUUGUUGGGCUACAGCUCCCAGACUGGUUGGGGUUAUCGUAAUCCGUGGCAGUCCGGUGAAUGGGAGCCAUUUUAUCCUUGAAACAUUAGCAAUGGCACAAUCCACACCUAAACAGCAGACAUACCUAAAUGCAUUUGAAACCAAGUGGAUGAAAAUAGCCAAAUUUCAGGCUCAGGUCUCAGAUCUGAAAUGGGUAAAGCUACAUUUCUACAAAUUGAUUCCACGGAAGGCGUAAAGAAGGUCACCUCAUUAUCGUGAAAACAAGGUUCCGGAAUUCUGUAGCCUCUUGUGUAGAGGUAACUCUAAUGCCAGAUUUAAGAACCAGGCCUCACGUCAGUUGUCCCUUCACUUGCUCAAACAAUAUUCCUCUGUCCCUGGCCUUUGCACCCCCCUCUGGCCAGCACUGUGUUUUUCGCUCCAUAAGACGCACCAGACCACAAGACGCACCUAGUUUUUGGAGGAGGAGAACAAGGAAAAAAAUAUUCUGAAUCCCAGGAGCCAGCUGCCCUGAAGAGUCUUUGUGCGGCUAAGCCAGAACAGCAAGAGGGAUCACUGCGCAGCGCUCCCUCUCGCUCUUCUGGCUUCUGAGACAGCUGCGCAGCCUGCAUUCGCUCCAUAAGACGCACACACAUUUCCCCUUACUUUUUAGGAGGGAAAAAGUGAGUCUUAUAGAGCGAAAAAUACGGUAAUUUGUGAAAAUGUGAAGACAUCUGAAAACCCAUCUUUUGAAAGCAGAAUUGCAAGCUGUAGUGACACAAUAAAUUUCAGCACACACACAAAAAUUUUAUUUUAGGUGCUGCACUUGAAAUACAAAGGAAACAAACCAGUUUCUAACUGAGAUUUAUUUUGAAAUAGGUUAGAGAUGGAGUACAAGCCUCUUCAGCAGCAGGUACAGGACACUUAAUAGAACAGAGGGAACGGUCGCUCAUACUUGCCUUCCUGUAUGAGCUUUUCUUUUCUAUCCUGUGCAAAACAAAAACAGGAAAAAAAAUCACCAAUCUAAGCAAGGGUAAAGAAAUGCUCCAACAAAAGUGAUGCCCAAAGACAACAGAGUUAGCAGAAGACUGCAGCCCUAACUAGAUACUAAGCCCAAGCAAUGAGACUUCUGAGUAAACAUUUUAUUUUAUUAAAGUAUUUUUACACCCGCUUUCAAUUUAAAUAUUUCAGGGCAAUUUAACGAAAGUCAGAAGUGUUGUAUGCUGUUAAGUUCUAGAAUGUGAGAGUUGGAGAGAUGGACUGUUUUGAAGAGGCUACACUCCUCUGAAAGGAAGGCUGCAGCUUGGGGCUACUCCUGGAUCAGUUAUCAGUGGAGGGUUAGAUGGCCUGGUGGUUAGCAGUGACUAUUUUCAGCUAUGGCUAAUUAGCCAGCUAUUGCCUCUUCAUUACUUGGCCUUGGGACGCCUCCAGGACUACUGCAGUGCACUCUACGUGGGACUGCCCUUGAAGAUGGUGUGAAAUCUCCAACGGCUCCAAAAUGCAGCUGCCAGAUUACUUCCUGGGUACCAUUUAGAACAGGCAUAAGCAAACCUGGCCCUCCAGAUGUUUUGGGACUACAACUCCCAUCAUCCCUAGCUAACAGGACCAGUGGUCAGGGAUGAUGGGAGUUGUAGUCCCAAAACAUCUGGAGGGCCAAGUUUGCCCAUGCCUAAUUUAGAACUGAUAUAACUCCUGUUCUGAAGCAGCCGCACCAGUUCCCAAUUUGUUCCUGGACUCAGUUCAAGGAUAUUAUUAUUCUUAAUGUUCAAAGCCCUAAACGAAUUGGGCCCCAAAUUUCUGAAAGGUUUCCUCCUCUUGGAUGUUAAAAUUAGCAGAGAGCCGCCUUGGUAAUUCUGCACCAUUAGUCCAGGCAGUGACCCGGGCAAAGCAUUAUCUGUUGCAGCCUCCCAAUUGUGGAAUUCCAUCCCCAAAGAGGCACGUUGAGCAUCAUUAUUGUACUGCUUUUGUCAUAUGCUGAAGACACACCCCUUCAUCUGCUUCUAACAGCUGAGUUAUUUUAUGUUAAGGACUUCCUUUAGUCUACGUUUUAUAUUGUGUUUUUGGUGUUUUAUUGUGUUUGGUUUUUUCAAUUGUAAAUUUUAUUGUUGCUUUGUUGUAACGUUCCCUGGAUCUUAAGGUGAAUGACAGGCAAGAAAUCCUAAAAAUAAAUAAAUGGCAACAGGAAAACAAUUGCUACAC